GAAUUGAGCAUUAAUAUCAUUUACAUCUUCAAUGUCUCCGUAACAUCGAGUGAAUCAUUUACCGUAACCACAAGUUUUCUGGUUUCUCCCGAUGCGUCCAUUUUGCAAGUAUUUCUCAAUACUUUGGUGUUAAUUUCCUAUGUUUUCACAUGUAGAAAAAGUGUUAAUUUUCGGUGUCAUUGAAAUUCUCUCGGGUAGCAAGCUCAAGUUGCGAUUCAGUAUCAGUACAGCGUGAGAGUAGGAAAGCGAAAGAGUGUUGAUCGUUUUGUAAAAGUGCCAGAGGCGGAAAUAGUUUGUCGUGAAAGUGAAUUCGUGUUUUAGCGGUGAUCAUUUGAAUCGCAGAUUUUCAAAGUUGUGCACCCUGUGAUCGCUGAGGUUGCAUCCUUAAACGCAAGCAAGCCUUGCUACGAAACUGGCAACUACUGAUCAUUGUUUGAAUUUUGCGAAUCCCUACCGCCUUCGCCACCGGCCAAACGAAGAAACGUACACCACCGGGACAACACCCCGGCCUGGACCCAUUCGAACAACAUCCGGUUUUCAAUGGGUUGAUACGAGCUGUGCGGAUUCCUCCGGACGACGGGAAAUAAAAUAUAGUUUGUGCAUUCGACGAAGACCGCGGCCCUACAAACGGACUUGAAGGAACACUCUACGCGUGGAACUGGUGCAGAGCGUGUAAUUGCACUGUCGGUCAUUCCGGAUCUGACGACAUCAGGUGUGCUUGCACAACAAGUCUCAACACUGAGACUGAAGUCAUCGAAAGUCGCCCACUCAGAAGUUACAUCACAUUACCGUACGACAACGGUUCCCCUAGCCGGCAUCAUCAUUAAUUUUGCCCCCGACCAUCCACCGUUCAGCUAACGCAUUCCAAUGAGAGUAGUCGACGGGAGUCCUGACUCGUACAAAUUGGCGUCCCCCAAGGUAGCCCAGCAUCUCACUGUCGGCCUGAUCCCACUAGGAUUGGCCGCCCAGUUUUGCUACUUCUACUUUGAAGUCUGCACCAUUCUGCUGCAUCUGUACAACGGCUUGGGCCUGGUGAUUUCCGACCUGAACUAUAGCCAGGCCUAGCUCCCGCCACUGACCGGUACUGAACUGGUCACCCGUCAUAGUACGUCUUAAGUUCGACAUUAGUUCAAAUUGUGAUCCGUCCCUUCAAUUGAAUCUACUACGAGCAAAAAGUGAGCAAUAAUUAAGAAAAAGCUGUGAAGUGAGUGAAGCUAGAGUGUUUGAGAAGAGGAAAGUAGUGUUAAACCAAAUCGAAACAAGUGUCUUCCACUAAGAAUCGUUAGAGCUAGUAGUCUAUACCUUAUUGUGUUCAAAAGUCAUAGUAAAGAUAGGCACCAUGUUGAAAGUAAUUGGAGCAUCGUGGUAUAAAACGCGGAUAAGCACCUACAUCCUGGGAGGUGCUUUCAUGCUGGCGUUCGGGGCAUUCUUCAUCGCCGAUAUGGGCAGACCCAACUACAGUGGCACAUACUGCGCGACCACGUACUGGGCCCGCAAUUCGGGCUUCCGCGUGGAAUUCUGGGGACAACGUAAUGAUCUGGAGGAAGUCCCCCGGGGAGCAGUGCGAGCAUGCUUCAAGCACAGCCUCAUGGAGAGCGGUUGGUCCCAGCUGGAGCUCGAAUCCCAACCUGAGUAUCCGGACAGCAUUCAAGCCUUUGCCGCGGGAAUGCUGGAGGGUGCCCUUACCUGGCACAACAUCCAUCAGCAUUGGGCCAACACCAUCGAAGCGGAAUGCAGCCGGGAUGAUCAGUCGGAGGAAUUUUGCCACUGGCUGCGUCGGGUCAUCAGCACCAAUGUGGAAACGGUGAAGAAGAUGGCCGAUAUGAAGGGCAAAAAUGAUCACUACUGGUAUCAGGUUGGCCUGUUCUUCGAUCAGCUGGAUGGGCUGGAGUUUGGAUUCCGCAAGGGUGUUCGGCGCUCUCGUCAGGAGCACGAGAUUCCCAUGGAAGACUUCCUGUUGAUGAACAGUGCGGUGGACAUUCGUGAUCUCAAAGCGUACUACAUGAAUUUCCUGGAUAGCGAGAGUGGAAUGAGCGUGGAACCGAACAAGGGAAUGAUGCUGCUGAAGUUGGUGGAGAGCAUUAGCGGGAAGGUGAACAUCAUGCUGGGUCACACGAGUGACGGCAGCUACGCUUCCAUGUUGAGGAUGAUGAAGAAGUACACGCUAAAUUAUCAUUUCUCCACUGAAUCGAGCGCUGAGCGAGUAGUCCCAAAUACGAACAUUGUCUUCACCGGAUAUCCAGCAGUUUUGGCUUCACUGGAUGAUUUCUACAUGCUAUCUGGUAAACGUCACCGCAUGGUCGUAGCCGGCAUCAAGAUCGAAAACGAUAACAUGAAUCUCUGGACGAAGAUAGACUUGGUACGAUCGGUUUCCCUGGCACCUAGGGUAAUGGCUGCCAACCGACUGGCUCACAGUGGCCGGGUAUGGUCCAAGUAUUUCGCACGAAGCCCUUCGACUGGAGCAAAGCAGUGGCUAGUGGUCGACUUGAAGCGACUGAAUCGGGGCAUGGAACUGUCAGACGAGUCUGCCGAAGCUGAAGAACUACUAAUGAACCAUGCUGAGUAUGAUGAUCACAUGAAGACAGGUGUGAAGCAAUUGAAUGACUACGCGGAGAUUGACUUCGAAGGAAUUGUGAAGAAGACAACUUCCAUUGGAAAGCUCAGUGAUGGAGGAUUGUUUUGGGUGAUUGAUCAACUACCCGGAAGACUGCAUGCUGAAGACAUGACUCAGCAAAUAAUAAGGGAUGGAUACUGGCUGGGAACUGGUGUGCCAACCUUCAACGAAUUAGCCGAAAUCGGUCAGGUGAAGACCAACGGGACUUACACGCAACAACAUUCCAUUCAGGAGAAAAUCCUCAACAACAUCACUGACUUGGAAGGGCUGGCAAAAUUCAUCCGCCAAAGUGCCUACCGAGGCGAUUUGGAUCAGCAACAUCCGACCGCCUUCGGAAACAUCGAUUUGAAGCUGUUCGUGGAAACCAAUGUCAGCAAUGGGACCAGUAUCUUCCAGGCGUACUCGGGACCUCUGUACGAUCCGAUUACCGAUGGACAGGCUGUGAAGCGUAGCGUUGACGCAACCAAGGGAGAGGGUGAAGUCGAUGCGGUUUCGGCAUCUGGUACCAAGAUUCAACGGGUAAAGCCGUUCGACUGGAGUGCAGCGAAAAAGCUGGAAGCUCCUCACCAGGGACAACCGACGGUGUGGAACUUUGGUCGUCAGUCACCCAAGUGGGCGUGGGCAUAAUGCGAGCUGGAUGAAGAGAGGGAGUGGGGAUGAAAAAUUGUGUGCCUUAAAAAGUUUAUUAGAUGCUUUAAAAUCGGACGUUUUUAUAGGGUAACAAAAUUUUACAAUGCAAGUAAAGUAGUUUGAAAAGAGCAAUCGGAAUGUAACACUUUUACCAGAAUGAAAAAUGAACCGUACCACAACAACUUUU
Ochlerotatus camptorhynchus is the source of this 3431-nucleotide messenger RNA. RefSeq names its product lamina ancestor (gene lama). Lineage: Eukaryota; Metazoa; Arthropoda; Insecta; Diptera; Culicidae. Gene Ontology annotation, molecular function: glycerophospholipase activity. Gene Ontology annotation, cellular component: extracellular region. The record is from RefSeq and is a predicted model, not a curated record. The transcript has 6 exons. Gene Ontology annotation, biological process: phospholipid catabolic process. The coding region runs from base 1340 to 3241 and encodes 633 amino acids.